Messenger RNA from Amaranthus tricolor (Joseph's coat), 2907 nucleotides. Its product is annotated as protein tesmin/TSO1-like CXC 4. The transcript has 10 exons. Gene Ontology annotation, molecular function: DNA-binding transcription factor activity. NCBI's taxonomy places the organism in Eukaryota, Viridiplantae, Streptophyta, Magnoliopsida, Caryophyllales, Amaranthaceae. The coding region runs from base 220 to 2475 and encodes 751 amino acids. The record is from RefSeq and is a predicted model, not a curated record.
GUCUGUCAUUGUAAUGUAUCCCUCUAAUUUCUCUGUAUAUUAAAGUAAGAGAAAGGAGAAAUUUAAAAAAUUUACCCUUUUUUAUUUUUUUGUUUUGUUUUUGGUUCUUUGGUUCUUGAAUUUGGGGUCAUCUUUGCAGAGAUAAAUAAGAGAGAGAAAGUUAGAGAAUGUGGAAGAGCUUUCAAAGCUCUUCAUGCUUGUUUGUAUUUCUAUCUCAUCAUGGAUACUCCUGAUAAAAUUGCUCAACUUACUCCUUCCUCAUCUUCAUUUGUUUCCAAAUAUGAGGAUUCUCCAGUGUUUAAUUACAUAAGCACUUUGUCACCUAUCAAAUCAUUUAGCUUGGGGAACAGCACACAGUCAUUUCCCCUUCUGGGGUUUUCUUCUCCUCAUGCCUUGGAAACUCCUCCGCCUUAUCCAAGGGAACCUAAGAUCCCAAGGGCAAGUCAUGCUAUCGAGGCACCAAAAAAUGACAGCUUUCCAAAAGUUUGUGAAGCUAAAGCGGCAGAGAUGUCAGUUGAAAUAGAACUAACUGAUCUGCAUACUGCCGAGAUGGAUAAAGUUGAACGGGAGGCGAAUGUCAGCCCGACUGAUUCAACCUCAAAUAUGAUUUCUGAGAUCCCAAGAGCUUUGAAAUAUGAAUGUGAUCCCCCCGAGAAUAAUGAUGCCCAUCGUGAUGCUGUGAAGCCCCGUUAUGCUCUUAGUGUUGCCGGAAAAGAAUUGUUUCCUGUAAAGAUCAUGCAAGGUAAUCCUAAAGAAGCGGACGGUUCAUUUGAAAAUGAAAUGAGAGUGCAGGCGAGUCAAAUGGAGCAAAAUAAGGAAGCGUGCGAGGGGAGGGAAUUUGUGUGUGAAACUUCUGAUAUGUUACACUCUCAUUCAACUGCCAAAGAAAGUUACCAUGAUCAGAUGGAUGCUUUUGUCGCAGCGGUCUUGCAGCCUCCUAAUGAUCAUAUUAAUGACACCCAGAAACUGGAUUCUGCUUGUCCAGUUGUAGAUAACCAUGUCCUGGAAGAAGUGCCUGCUGGCAGCAUUCGUGCUCAACCGGCCGAGGAAGUUAUGCAGUGUUUGAAGACUGAAAUGGAUGAUAAGCCUUGUUCUCAGCAGCAGCAGACGACAAGAAGACGUUGUCUAGUUUAUGAGGUGUCUGGGUCUCGUUACCGGAAACUGGUUGCUGAUUCACCGAGCAAUUCUCCAACUAAACAAGGUGUUAGUUCUGUGAUCUCAUCUGAUAAGUGUGUGAUGUCCAGCAGAUCUGGUGGCUACAAAUUUUCAUCAGCACUCCCUAGUAUCGGUUUGCACUUGAAUGCUUUAGCAGCUCUUUCUAAAGACAAAAUAAUUGUUAAGAGUCAGACUUUGACUUGUAGAAGGCAGCUAAUAAGAUCACCACACACCAUAUCCUCGUCUGAUUCUGUCAUUUCUGAUGCAAGACUUCCUACCGUGAAAUUAGAGCCAGAAAUUGUUGAAAGAGAAUCCGAUGAACAGAAUGGAGUUCAGGUGUCUGAAAAUGGGCCUGAGAACUCUAUAUUUGGGGAUGGUGUUGAGCUUCCUCAGUGUUCUCCCAAGAAGAAAAGGCGGAAGUCAGAAAACAUAGGAGAGCCUGAAUCUUGCAAGCGAUGUAACUGCAAGAGGUCAAAAUGCUUAAAGCUUUACUGUGAGUGUUUUGCGGCUGGUCUGUACUGCGUUGAGCCCUGUAAUUGUCAGGACUGCUUCAACAAGCCAAUUCACGAGGAUACCGUACUUGAAACUCGUCGACAAAUAGAGUCCCGCAAUCCGCUUGCAUUUGCUCCUAAAGUAAUUUUAUGUGGUGACACUCCUAAAACCGUGGAUGAGGUGAAUAAAACUCCAGCUUCAGCCAGACAUAAAAGAGGAUGCAACUGUAAGAAAUCUGGUUGCCUGAAGAAAUAUUGCGAAUGCUUUCAGGGCGGUGUCGGAUGUUCUCUGAGCUGCAGAUGUGAAGGAUGUAAAAACACCUUUGGUCACAAGGAAGGAACUGAAAGUAUGGUAUUUCGAGAAACAAAAUUCCUUCACAGGAACGCAUCAGAUGUCAGUUUACACGACGAUGUUCAUAGAGCAGAAAACGAGAAUGACGAUCAAGCAACACAGCCUUUGAAGAAUGCAAGGCAACCCGUUAGGAGGCCUUUUCACUUAAGCAGAACGCCCCAUCAUAUUCUUACACAUACCGAUGGACCUUUCCUUCAAUCAAGCGCGCCCCUUAUAACCAACCAAUCCAAUGAGACAGCUUUUGAGGCAGAAGACGAUGAUGCCCUUGAGUCGGAGGCAUUGAAGGGCGAUUACUCACUUCCUACUACUUCCGUUAAGUCUGCAUCUCCUAACUGUAAAAGAAUUUCACCUCCUCAUAGCGGCUUUAAUACAUCUCCCGGUUGGAGGAGUUGUAGGAAGUUGAUUCUGCGAUCAAUCCCGUCAUUAACAUUUACUCCGGAGAAAGAAAACAUGGAGUUGCCAGGAAAGCUUCAAUGAAAUAAACUAAAAGAUAUUGUUUCGUUGAGAAAUGAUUGAUUGAUCCUGUUUCAACCAUGAAAAUAUCCUAGAUUGACAGUUGAUUUCUUUGUUUUAUUAAUGUUAUUUAGUCAGAUAAUUUUACUCAGUAGUGUAUUGUAUAAAAUGUUUUGUAGUUUAUACUUCAUAGUGGCUAUGUUUCUUUGUACUCCGUAGAUGAUUGUAGUCUAAUUUGUAUUGUACUGUUGAUAUCUUGUAGAACUAGUUCAAGCCAUAGAAAUACUCUGUCAGCUGGAAACUUUCUAUUUUUAGAAUGUGGAGUAUAAUAUUCUGCUUAAAUCUUGAGCUAUUCUUGUAAAAGAUCGUCUCUAAGUGAGAUGAUUUUAAACAAGGAACUCUAUUUUCAUAUUAUGUAUUAGAUAGGCUAUUUAAUCCAUGUAUGAGGUGCUUCUC